AUGGCUCAACGUAAUUUAGAUAUGCCCAUUCCUUUUCCCUAUCAAUCUCAACUUCAUUCUGUCGCUAACCAGCAGCCUUACUGUGCACAUCCUACACUUGUGCAACCUUUUGUUCAUGUUCCCCUCGUUGAUGCUGUUGAUACUGUCGGCAGGAUUUAUCAAGGAUUUUAUGUUGGGGAUCUGGGUUGUGGAUAUACACUUGUUCCAGGCUUUCCUACACAGGCUCUGAACUAUGUGUCUCCAUAUUUGGCUCCACAUAUGAAUCCAGCUGCCACUAUGCCACCCGCAGCUUUGAAGGAUAGCGUCAGGAAGCAAAUCGAAUACUACUUCAGCGAUGAAAAUCUUCGUGAUGACCCGUACUUGAUCUCACUGAUGGAUGGCCAAGGGUGGGUUGCUAUAUCCAAUAUUGCAGAAUUCAGGAGGGUUAAAAAGAUGAGUACAGAUAUAUCCUUUAUUCUUGAUGCGUUGAAAAGCUUGACUUCUGUAGAAGUUCAAGGUAAUUUGAUAAGAAGACAGGGCGUGUAG
Molecule: messenger RNA, 525 nt
Organism: Mangifera indica (mango)
Lineage: Eukaryota; Viridiplantae; Streptophyta; Magnoliopsida; Sapindales; Anacardiaceae
Product: la-related protein 1A-like
Exons: 1
Coding region: 1-525 (174 amino acids)
Molecular function (GO): RNA binding
Source: RefSeq, a predicted model, not a curated record